Messenger RNA from Anneissia japonica, 3359 nucleotides. RefSeq names its product centromere protein T-like. The record is from RefSeq and is a predicted model, not a curated record. The coding region runs from base 227 to 2347 and encodes 706 amino acids. NCBI's taxonomy places the organism in Eukaryota, Metazoa, Echinodermata, Crinoidea, Comatulida, Comatulidae. Gene Ontology annotation, biological process: chromosome segregation; kinetochore assembly; mitotic cell cycle. Gene Ontology annotation, molecular function: DNA binding; protein heterodimerization activity. The transcript is spliced from 9 exons. Gene Ontology annotation, cellular component: kinetochore.
GCGGCAAACAAGUAGACCUGAGACGACGUACGUGGUAGGCUCCGCAUCAUCAGUGCGGAAAGAGCGCGCGCUUAAAUUGAAUGUCGGCAAUGUUGGUGAUUUUUAACAAAACAGAGAAGAACCAAAUGGACAGCCGAAGUAAUAAAGCAACAGCUGGUUGAAAAUUUGUCUGACUGAAAGGCAAUUUGUACAAAACACUAAAUGAAUAUUACUAUAACACGCAAUCAUGUGCGCUGACGAAACUCCAAGAGGCCUAAUACAGGGAUUCUUACUGUCCAGUGAUAUCAACCAAUCGGCUAUAAAUCAAAAAGUUAAACAGAGGAGGAGAAGUCAACGCUCGCUGCAGGAAUUCCCUAAUAGCAAAAGAAGAAGCAGCACUGUUGGUGUUAACAAUGCUAGCCCUAGAAAAAGGUCAUUAAGUGAGCAGUCGCCAGGUAAAAGGACGCGUUUAACUCCUAAACAAUUCAGUUCACGUACUCCAGAAGUAUCUGCCAAGGUUGCUGUUACAAACCGUUUGCUUCGCAGUGCCAGUCGGGCUGCAGCGUCCAGUUCAUCUAGAAAGAUUUUACAGGUACCGGCAAAGGAAAUAGAUGCCCUGACACCAAGGGGUCUCAUACAGGGAUUUCUUAAUGAUGCUGCUCCUGAAACACCAGCAGUUCAUCGGUUAGAUUCUCCUCCCACUGAGAACUUUGCAUUGCCUGGAAUAUAUGAUGACGAAGAAAUUGGCACUCACAAAGGCAGACCACUAUCUCCUCUGCUGGAUGUUGAUUCUAGUGUUCAUGGUUCAAGCCGAUUGACUCCAGCCAGGCUAAAGCGUCAGAGACAAGAGCUCAGUUACAAGGAGUUUUUUUCGGGUGUGCAGAAGCGUAUGAAGAAAGGGCCUAGAGUGGAAGAGGAGGCUGCAGCAGAAUUAGAAAAUGAUAAGAAUAGACCAACCCUGGAGGAACUUGCUGGAACGGAGGAGAUUUUGUCAUCAAGCCCUCCAAGUGACAGACGGAUACCACGGAGACACAGACUCUCAGGUGGUAUACAAGGUUCUAGUGUUUCUCAUGAGGUAGGUGACUCUCAGCCAGUUACAGAGCUUCCAGAAUUCCAGAUUAGCAAUGCUGAAUCUGAUGAGAGUAUCACCGAUGAUGAGUUAGCAGAAGGCACCCAAAUUUCAACAGAGGCAGGUAAUGAAGGAGGGGAUGGCAUCCUUGAUGGAGACUUUGGAGAAAGUGAUAACAAAGUUACAACAGUGGCACCUGAUACAGAAGACAGUGGAAAUCAAAGUGGUGAUGACUUAGAAGAUGGAAGUCUCAGUGGUGGUGACUUGAGAGUAGGUCUUACUGGAGUUGCAACAGAGGCACCUGAUAAAGAAGACGAUGAGAGUCUCAGUGGAGAUGACUUAGGAAAAGGUCAUACCAAAGUUGUGACAGGGGCACCUGAUGAAGAAGAUGAUGGAAGUGUCAGUGGAGAUGACUUCGGAAAUGUUCAUACAGAGGCUACAGAGGCACUCAGUGAAGAAGAAGGUGGAAGUCUCAGUGGUGAUGACUUAGUAAGUGAUCACUCUAGUCUUGCAACAGAGGCACUUGAGGAACAAGACAAUGGAAGUCUUAGUGGUGGUGGCUUAAGAAAAAGUCAUACCAGUGCUGUGACAGCGGUGCCUAAUAAAAAAGACAAUAGUACCAUUAGUAGUGGUAAUUUGGGAGAUACAGAAAUGGAGACAGAAGCAUUAGGUCCAGACAAUGUUGAUGAAGAAAGCAGAGUUGCAAGAGCAACAGAAGAGGAAGUUGAAAAAAUCUUGCAAACCACCAGCAUAGAACCUGAAGAAUUCUCUGACAUUGAGGAGGAUACUGAUUUAGGAGGAGUUACUGAAGAUGCUACUGAAGAUUACCGUAAUCUUCAAACACCAAUCAUUUCCAAGAGAGCUUACAAAACUCCAGUUCUCACUGAACGAAAGCAAAAACACACUCAAAUGGAGAAAAGUGUUGCCCCAAAAUCCAAGACGCCAAGAAGUGGAGGAUCUAAGAAGGAACGCAGCCAACCACCUCUACCAACCAGUUUGACAAAGAGUAUCUUCUGCCAUUUCUCAAGUGCUAAGGUCUCUAAGGAAGCCCUUGCAGCUGUUGAAAAAGGAAGUGAGCAAUUUUUCAAAAGAUUGACAACAGAUUUAAGAACAUAUUGUAAACAUGCCAACCGACAAACUGUUGAAACGACAGAUAUCGAAUUGCUCAUGAAAAGACAGGGCUUGAUAACAAGUAAGCAAUCUCUCCAAUCUUUGAUUGAGCAACAUCUCCCAAUGGAGCAUCGCAGAGAGUUGAUACCAGUGGCUUACGCAGGGAACGUAGUCAAGCCCAAGAUGUGAUCUUUCCAACAUGCAGUGUCAAAUAGCUGUGUAUAUAUAGUAAAGAUCUUAUAAUUACAAGAUAGUACUCUCUGCCAUUCUAUGCAUAGCAAGUAGAAGUGUCGAUGUUCAGUAGAAAGAAACAUAAAAAGUAAUCACUUUUGAGAGAGGGCGCCCUAGUUGUUACAAUGGUCGUCAUAGAAGUUGCACACAGAUACGCUAUCUUUAGUUAACGAUCUCUAAAGUCAAAGUUAAAAAGUAAUCACUUUUGUGUGAGGGCGCCCUACACUGUUAUUACAGAAUCUGCAUGCAGAAAACGCGGAGAAUGCGAUCUUGUAAUUGUAAGAUAUUUAAUAUGUAUAUUAUGACAGUUUUUGAAUGAGAACAUAGGGAUGUGAUUUUACAUGCUAUGGCGAGACUGUUUCAUACCUUGUGUCGUAUACAUUAUUUUUUUUUUAGCGUCUUCGUAGGAGGGCGCAAAAUAACAUUAAAAUGUUAAAUUUUAUUUUCUAUUUAGCAAAAUUGGUUCUAACAAAAGCAUAAAAAUAAAAUGUUCAGUGUUAUGAGAUAAGAAGUAAUUGAAGGCGCCCUUUGACCCUCGCUUUAAAAUUUUCGAAUAUCACAUCUCAUUGUCAUUAAAAAUACAUUGGCGAUGUGAACAAGUUCAGUAAUCGCACUGAUAAAUGCUUAAUGUGUACUUGGUUAUAAGGGAAAAACGUCUUGCACUAUGGUGGCAGCAGGUGACGGUGUGAUAAAAUAUUUUCACUUUAUACUUUUUAUGUAGUGUUGGGUGUGCUAACAAGCUAAAAAUAAGCAAAUAAAGGUAUAAAAAGACUUAACAAGGAGUUAUUGGAACACGUUGUACAUUCAUACUUGUAUAUAAAGAUGUUUAUUUUAAUUUUAGAGUUUCUCAUGUUAUCGCUACUCAAUCAUUUGUUAACUGAUUUUUGGAAUAACAUUAUUAUUCAUGUAUGUAAAAAAUGGAAAUAUUUAGUUAGAAUGCAAUUAUGUAAAAAAAAUUGGACUAGGAAAA